AAUUCGCAAUUAUUCUACUUAACAAAGCUUCGAAGAAAAGAUCUUCUCAAGACAAAUUAAUAAAGUGUAAAGUUUAAUUAAAUCAACCAAAUCUUCAAGUAUGUUGUUCAAAGUGCUCAUUAUUUUCGGUGUUGUCUCUGCGGGGCUUACGUUUUCGCUGCCCCAAAACAAUAUUGCCGAUGAUGACUUCCAAGAGGUGCAAAGGUAUUCAUCGAGAAUUAUUGACGCGGGCAGUCAGUUCUUGAUCCGUGGAGAGGACUUAGAUGAUAUUUUAGAGCCGAGAGAGGAAGAAGGUUUACCUGAAGAUGUAAUUCGAGCCAGACGAUCACCGCAAGAUGGACGUCGCGGUUCUGCUAGUGUCACAGUAAAUAAUGAAAGCAGGCGGGGCACUGAUGUACGAGCUGAUCUCAACGCUAGACUUUGGGAGGGUAACAAUAGAAGGUCAAGUUUAGAUGCUAAUGCCUACUAUCAACGCCAUUUCGGUGGACCCAUGGGCACCGGACGACCAGAUGCUGGAGUUGGAUUGAACUUUCGACAUCGGUUCUAGAUAGCAUCGCGUAGCAGCAGCAGUAGUAAUCAUCAUUUAAUUUAUCAAUAUUUCAUAAUAAAACGCAUUGUUAGGUUUAAAAAGAAUUUGUGUACGCAACUGAACAAAUAUAAUUUGUCAAAGUUUC
Messenger RNA from Hermetia illucens (black soldier fly), 674 nucleotides. RefSeq lists its product as uncharacterized. The record is from RefSeq and is a predicted model, not a curated record. The coding region runs from base 101 to 547 and encodes 148 amino acids. Gene Ontology annotation, cellular component: extracellular region. Lineage: Eukaryota; Metazoa; Arthropoda; Insecta; Diptera; Stratiomyidae. Gene Ontology annotation, biological process: defense response to bacterium. The transcript has a single exon.